This is a messenger RNA of Melospiza melodia melodia, 6498 nucleotides long. It is a transcript of the gene MCC, whose product is annotated as MCC regulator of WNT signaling pathway. Gene Ontology annotation, cellular component: cytoplasm. Lineage: Eukaryota; Metazoa; Chordata; Aves; Passeriformes; Passerellidae. Gene Ontology annotation, molecular function: calcium ion binding. The record is from RefSeq and is a predicted model, not a curated record. The transcript is spliced from 20 exons. Gene Ontology annotation, biological process: negative regulation of canonical Wnt signaling pathway. Bases 84 to 3101 code for a protein of 1005 amino acids.
GUGCUCUGGUCAUCCAGCAAGAACUAAUGUGAGCAACGCAAUUUGGAAAUCUGCAGAGACCAAGACAAUAUGAGACGGGGCGCAUGAUGGCGGCAGCCGCUGUGGCGGAGGUGACCAGCACCGGCAGCAGCAGCACCGAUACCUCCAGCACGGGCGAGGAGGAGAGGAUGAGGCGCCUCUUCCAGACCUGCGACGGCGAUGGGGAUGGCUUCAUCAGCAGGAAUGACUUGCUGAUGGUGUGCCGCCAGCUGAAUAUGGAGGCGUCUGUUGCAGAGAUCAUGCACCAGCUGGGAGCAGAUGAAAAUGGAAAAAUUUCCUUCCAGGAUUUUAGUCAGUGCCGCAUGGAACUGGUACAGGAAAUCAAGAAGGAGGAAGUGGAUCUUUCUUUGAAAUUGGAUGAUUCUUGUAAAAAGAAAAAGUUAAGGGAUAGAGUAGCUUCCUGGCCAACUAGCAGCAAUAACAGUUUAGGUGCUGUAUCAGGAGCCAGAGAAAGCUGGGAAUAUGAUUCAGGAGCAAGAGACCUUCAGAGUCCGGACCUCCACAGUCAUUUUAUGCUACAAAAGGUGUUGGAGUAUGGUAGAAAUAAUGUGACUCAACAGGCUGCUCUGCAAAGAUUUCUAGCUCAGGCCUCAAAUUUUAGCAACUCUGUUGGAGGAAGCUACUUAGAACUUGCCAACACUCUUCAUUUAGCAGCCCUGGCUUCAUUAAAGGGAGACAUUGUGGAGCUUAAUAAGCGUCUACAACAAACAGAAAAGGAGCGUGACCUAUUGGAAAAGAAAUUGGCAAAAGCACAGUGUGAGCAGUCCCACCUGAUGAGAGAGCACGAGGAUGUGCAGGAGCGAACGACGCUGCGCUACGAGGAGCGGAUCACAGAGCUGCACAGCAUCAUUGCUGAGCUCAACAAGAAAAUCGAUCGGCUGCAGGGAGCAACCAUAAGGGAGGAGGAUGAGUACUCAGAGCUGCGGUCAGAGCUGAGCCAAAGCCAGCAGGAGGUUAAUGAAGACUCACGCAGCAUGGACCAGAACUCUGUCUCAGUGCCAGAGAACCAGUCCACCAUGGUCACUGCAGAUGUGGAUAACUGUAGUGACUUGAAUUCAGAACUGCAGAGAGUGCUGACAGGUCUGGAAAAUGUUGUCUGUGGGAGGAAGAAAAGCAGCUGCAGUUUAUCGGUGGCAGAAGUGGACAGGCACAUUGAACAACUCACUACUGCCAGUGAACAUUGUGAUUUAGCUAUUAAGACUGUGGAGGAGAUUGAGGGAGUGCUGGGACGUGACCUUUAUCCAAACCUUUCUGAGGAGAGGUCUCGGUGGGAGAAGGAGCUGGCUGGCCUGCGGGAAGAGAAUGAGAGCCUCACAGCCAUGUUGUGCAGCAAAGAGGAGGAGCUCAACAGGACCAAGGCCACCAUGAACGCUGUCCGUGAGGAGAGAGACAGGCUGCGUAGAAGGGUUCGGGAGCUGCAGACUCGUUUGCAGAGUGUGCAAGCCACGGGCCCGUCCAGCCCGAGCCGCCUGACUCCUGCCAACCGCCCCGUCAACCCCAGCACAGGAGAGCUGAGCACCAGCAGCAGCAGCAACGACAUUCCCAUCGCCAAGAUUGCUGAAAGAGUGAAGUUGUCAAAGACAAGAUCAGAGUCUUCAUCAUCUGAUAGACCUGUCUUAGGAUCAGAAAUCAGCAGCAUAGGGGUCUCUAGUUCUGUGGCUGAACAUUUGGCACAUUCCCUCCAAGACUGCUCAAACAUCCAGGAAAUCUUCCAGACUCUCUAUUCACAUGGAUCUGCUAUCUCUGAAAGCAAAAUCCGAGAGUUUGAAGUGGAAACGGAGAGAUUAAAUAGCCGUAUUGAGCACCUGAAAUCCCAGAAUGAUUUGCUGACAAUAACACUGGAGGAGUGCAAGAGCAAUGCAGAGAGGAUGAGCAUGCUUGUGGGCAAGUACGAGUCUAAUGCCACAGCCCUCCGGCUGGCACUGCAGUACAGUGAACAGUGCAUAGAAGCAUAUGAGCUACUGUUGGCAUUGGCAGAAAGUGAGCAGAGUCUCAUUCUUGGACAAUUCAGAGCUGCAGGUGUUGGUUCUGUUGGGGACCAGACAGGUGAUGAAAAUGUCACACAGAUGCUUAAGAGGGCUCAUGACUGCAGGAAGACAGCUGAGAAUGCAGCAAAAGCCUUGCUGAUGAAGCUGGAUGGGAGCUGUGGGGGAGCCUAUGCAGUCACAGGCUGUAGUGUGCAGCCCUGGGAAAGCCUGUCCUCCAACAGCCACACCAGUACUACCAGCUCAACAGCAAGCAGUUGUGACACAGAGUUUACAAAGGAAGAUGAGCAGCGGCUGAAGGAUUAUAUCCAGCAGCUGAAAAAUGACAGGGCAGCAGUGAAACUGACAAUGCUGGAGCUGGAAAGCAUCCACAUUGAUCCCCUUAGUUAUGAUGUUAAGCCACGUGGAGACAACCAGAGACUGGACCUGGAAAAUGCAGUCUUGAUGCAGGAACUCAUGGCAAUGAAGGAAGAGAUGGCAGAGCUCAAGGCACAGCUUUACCUGCUGGAGAAGGAGAAGAAGGCUUUGGAAUUGAAGCUGAGCACUCGAGAGGCUCAGGAGCAGGCCUACCUUGUCCAUAUUGAGCACUUGAAGUCUGAAGUGGAAGAGCAAAAAGAGCAGAGAAUGAGAUCUCUCAGCUCAACCAGCAGCGGAAGCAGAGACAAACUGGGCAAGGAAUGUAGUGAUGGCACCGCAACACCACUAACCCUUGCUGAGCUGAGACCAUACAAUGAGAGUGAACUGACUGCUGAGCUGACAAAUGCACUCAGGAGGGAGAAGAAACUGAAAGCAAGAGUGCAGGAGUUAGUGAGUGCUUUGGAGAGACUCACGAAGAGCAGUGAAAUCAGACAUCAGCAGUCUGCAGAAUUUGUUAAUGACCUUAAAAGGGCAAACAGCAACUUGGUAGCAGCUUAUGAAAAAGCAAAGAAAAAGCAUCAAAAUAAGCUGAAGAAACUGGAGUCACAAAUGAUGGCCAUGGUGGAGAGACAUGAAACCCAAGUAAGAAUGCUCAAACAAAGAAUAGCUUUACUGGAAGAAGAGAACUCCAGACCACACACCAAUGAAACUUCACUUUAAGUGCAUCUCUUUAAAGGAUACUUAGUGCCAUUACAACUUUCUUUCUUUUGGAGGUUGACUUUUAGGUAGCUUCAAAUGUUAAAAGCGCUCUGAUUGUCAAUGCUGACAAAACUUAAAAGCUCCUUCUCUGGGAUCCCAGAGAGGUAUCAUGGGGAUAAUAAAAGUGUUAACCUUAAGGACUGUUUCAUAAUGUAAAAAUGGCAGUGCCUGAAUUAUCAUGCUAUAAUUGUGUACAUUGUCUGUGUUGUUAUGUCUGUAUUCAUACAGCUUCUCUUCCCCUGUCACCCAUGGGUGACAGUGUCACACAGCAGAAUAAUUCAUGUUACGAGGUUUUCAUUUGGGUAGUUUGGAGAUGGUGUGAAGUUUUCCCAGUCCCUGAGCUGUCUGCACACAAGUCCACAUUGUACCCUCAUGACUCGCUGCUGUGGUUACACCACAAACAGGCAGCUGCAGAGUGGGGGUGACAGCCUGGCUGGCUUUUUCUUUGCGCCCUGCUUGCAAUUCUGCUGCUCACAGUGCAGGUCAGGUAGGAAAGCUCCUGUUGAUUUGGGAAAAAAAAAAGCAAGCAUAGUUGCAUCUCUGAGAACUAUGAUAAAAGUGUAAUUCUUACAGUGCAUACAAGGGCCAAAGGCUGUGGGUUUCACCAUGCCACACAGACACUCUGUGCCAAGGGUGGGUAAGAAAUUACAGAAGACCUCCUGGUAUUUAUAUUGCAUGGUGUUUGCAACUACUUUGUAGAAGUUUUUUCUUGCUAUAUACACUAUAUCCAAGGUUUUCUUUAAGAAGCUGGGCCAUUUCUGUCAUGUGUAUUGUGCUUAUUACAGCUUAAUGUGAUCAAGAGGUAGAAUGUCUUCUUUUUAUCCUUUCUUUUGACCAAAAAAGGUACUUAAAUAAUGUACCUGUUUAAUAUUGAAUACAUAGGCACAAAAUUAUAGAUGUGUAGAUGUAUGGAUAUCCAGCCACAAACAGAAUGUGAAUGGUGAAGUCUUACAGCUUUCUUAGGUUAGUUUUUGUUACUGCUAACGUUCUCUCAUUCUGUUGUUUAAAUCAUGUAUUACUGUAUUAUCAAACUGACUGAAGUGCAAAUUUUGGCGUGUUAGGUAAAAGAACAUUAAGCAAAUCAUGGGGAUCAGGUUGAUUUCUGUAGGGGUCAAAAUACAGGAGUCUGCCAUAGCACCUGUUAUAUUCAGAAUUUGCUUUUUUUUUUUUUUUUUUUUUUUAAGAGUACGUAAAAAAGCUUUAUGUGUGUUUUAAAAAGCCAAGCUAUAGUCCCUUCACUGUGUUAGCCUGCUGCUGUGUUAUGCCUCUGCUUUGCAUUUUCCAGGCUGAUUUUCAGUGAAUCUGAUUUCAGGAGAUGUUUAUCGUUUUUGCUUUACAUGUUGAGUUGCACCUCAAGUUUUUUACUAGUGUAUUUAGAAUUAUGAUAACUUUUCUCAUCUAUUUCUCCCAUUACUAGUACUAAGGAAAUAUUUGAGAGAACUCUGCAUACUGUUGGGUUAGGCCAGACAACAUAGUUGCAGGAAUUUGUGUUCAGAAUGUGGCAUUAUUGUUAAGUCUUGGUUACAUCUGGAAGUGCAGCAGUUGGUUUUCCAUCUCUUACUGCUGUAGCUGCUGUUGUCCUCAGUCAUUAGAGUAGUUAUUCCUAUUUCUCUGGAGUCUAGUACAUCAUCCACAAAGCCAGCAUCGCAUGUGGUUGAUUGCAACAGCAAAUUAAAACAAUGCUGAUUUCAAAAUUUUUAGGUAGUGAUGUUCUGGUUUUGAUCAGUCGUCUUUCUCAGAAUAAUUGCACUUCUUAAUUUAUAAUAUAACUAGAAAUUAUUGCAAAUUAGUCUCUUGAGGGAGGAGGCACAUUGAUUUUUUCUGUCUCUGUGGUUCUGCUUAGCAGCUCUCUAUGGUGUUUCCCCUUUUUAGGCCCAAUUUUCUCACUUCCAGGAGGGUGGGGGUCUGCCAUCAGCUUCAGCAGCUGAGCACACUUGUUCUGAAGAACCACAAAGGAAAGUAUCCAUCAUAUGCUGUGGCAAAAAUGUAGUUAUACUUUUGUCUUCCAGCAUCUGAAACACCCGUGUGACUUGAGGUCACCUCAGAAUGUCCAUGUGAAAUACUUUUCACUGGAGAGGACAGGAACCAUACUGCACUGAGCUGCCUCUUAGGCUCAUUUUCCCCCCUGUUUAGAUUAAUGGAAUUACAGAAUGGUUUGGGUUGGAAGGGACCCUAAAAAUCAUCUUGUUAUAAUCACUUUCUGUGGGCAGGGACAUCUUCCACUCUUGGUUGCUCCAAGGCCCAUCCAACCUGGCCCUGGACAUUCCAGGGAUGGGGCAGCCACAACUCCUCUGCACAACCUGGGCCAGUGCUUCAGUGCCCUCACAUAGAAGAGUUUCUUCCGUAAGAAAUUCAGAUACUCUUACACAGAAGCUGCAGCCUCAGUGUUUUUUCCAGGCCUGACAAUUUGCUGAUUAUUUCACUACAUUUAGCCCAAAUCAUCUGUGCCAGCUGUGCUCUAGAAGUGCAUUAGAAUUAUAAAUCAUCAGUAAAUGUAAACCAGUUCUAUUUGUCCCCAUAAGGGUUGUAGACUAAAAAGCAGCACUGGUACCAUCUAGCCUCAGCAGUAGCCAGAGUUUGCCAGACCACCAGUUGAUUUAUUUGCCUCAGCAAGCAGCUACUGCAUCAUUUGUUAGAAUACUGGAAAGGAUCAGCUGGGAAUGGUCACAGGCUUAAUGUUACUGUGAAAACUGUUCAUUAGUGAUAAUCAGCUUCAGCUCCAGUGUACCCCAUUCAAAUGGCACCAACCCUCAGAAAAAAUGCCAAAAAAACCUCAAACUCCUUUUAUGCAACUCUGAAGUACCAGCACAGAAAUACCUGAGUGUGUAGUGCACAGAGUUACAGCAACUUAACUCAAAGCUUGUUGCAGAAAUAAUAAAUUUGCAGAGCAAGAAAAAAAGGUGAUUCCUGCCAACCUAAGUCCAUUCAUUAAUUAAUGACUGGACUUUUUUGAUUUUCUUAAGUCACCAGAGUGCAUGAAACUUUUGUAUUUCACUGAGUGCUUAGAAAAAAAUAAUUUUUUUUCUAAUUCUAUGUAUAAAUCUUCACCAGUUUGAAUGUACUGUUAGCUUUUGCAAAGCACAUGUGACUAAGUUUGCAUUCAUGUCAUGUUCUACUGGUUUUGUUAGUUUUCUUCUCCUCCAGUAUACUGCACCAUGAAUUGUAACUUUAGAAACUUUUCACCUUACUGAGUUUGCUUGAAAUGUGUUGCUACCUUUUCGUUUCCAAGCAGCUGUAAAAUAGCUAUUUUGUGUUCAUUUGAUAGAGAAUUGUAAAAACUGCAUUUAUUUAUACAGAGGCAUUUAUAAUACUUAUUUUACAAAUGUUCUUAUAUUCUGAAUAAAUUUCUAAUGCUGUU